This is a messenger RNA of Fundulus heteroclitus (mummichog), 1840 nucleotides long. RefSeq names its product ATP-dependent 6-phosphofructokinase, platelet type-like. The record is from RefSeq and is a predicted model, not a curated record. NCBI's taxonomy places the organism in Eukaryota, Metazoa, Chordata, Actinopteri, Cyprinodontiformes, Fundulidae. Gene Ontology annotation, cellular component: cytoplasm; membrane; 6-phosphofructokinase complex. Gene Ontology annotation, molecular function: 6-phosphofructokinase activity; identical protein binding; AMP binding. Gene Ontology annotation, biological process: canonical glycolysis; fructose 6-phosphate metabolic process; fructose 1,6-bisphosphate metabolic process.
CCCUCCAAUCGCCGGCUAGACGCGGAACAGGGACACGAGAAGCAGAGGCCAUACUAUCGGCAGAAGGGGCUGCGAGGACUGCUGUCCUUCGUUACAUUUCGGUACAACUUGUACAAAACCGCGAGCAGGCUUUUAAACAACCCCGACUGGGCCAAAUAUUAACCAGCUGGGAAAGAUGGCGCAGCAAGACAGCAAGAAGAUCUUUUUUGAGAACCUGUCGGGAGCAGGGAAAGCCAUCGCGGUGCUCACGAGCGGAGGAGAUGCUCAAGGAAUGAACGCUGCUGUGCGGGCCGUGGUCCGAAUGGGGCUGUACGUGGGCGCUAAAGUUUAUUUUAUUCACGAGGGGUAUCAGGGAAUGGUGGAUGGAGGGGACAACAUAAGAGAAGCCACAUGGGAAAGUGUCUCCAGCAUGCUGCAAGUGGGCGGGACCGUCAUCGGCAGCGCCCGCUGCAAAGACUUCCGCAGCCACGAGGGCCGCCUGAAGGCAGCUCACAACCUGGUGCAGCGCGGCAUCACCAACCUGUGCGUGAUCGGCGGCGACGGCAGUCUGACGGGAGCCAACCUCUUCAGGGAGGAAUGGAGCGGCCUGCUCACCGAGCUGGUGGAGCAAGGUCUGAUCGAAGCCGACGCCGUGCAGAAGUACACGGCGCUGCACAUCGUGGGGAUGGUGGGCUCCAUCGACAACGACUUCUGCGGGACGGACAUGACGAUCGGCACCGACUCGGCGCUGCACAGAAUCAUCGAGGUGGUGGAUGCCAUCAUGACGACUGCACAGAGCCACCAGAGGACGUUCGUGCUGGAGGUCAUGGGCAGGCACUGCGGCUACCUGGCCCUGGUGAGCGCGCUGGCCUGUGGCGCAGACUGGGUGCUGAUCCCCGAGAUGCCUCCGGAGGACGGCUGGGAGGAGAAGAUGUGCGAGAAACUAUCUGCGAACCGCGCAGGGAUGAAAAGGCUGAAUAUCAUAAUUGUCGCCGAAGGGGCGAUUGAUCGUAACAACAAGCCCAUUACAACUGACUAUAUUAAGAAUCUUGUUGUCAAAAACUUGGGUUUCGACACACGAGUCACCAUCCUGGGGCACGUGCAGCGAGGAGGGACGCCGUCUGCUUUCGACCGCAUCUUGGCCAGUCGUAUGGGGGUGGAGGCCGUCCUCGCCCUUCUGGAGACCACCGCCAACACGCCGGCCUGCGUGGUCUCCCUGUGCGGGAACCAGUCGGUGCGCGUUCCUCUCAUGGAGUGUGUCCAGACGACUCAAGAGGUCCAGAAGGCCAUGGACCAGAAACGGUUCGAGGAGGCCGUUAAGCUUCGGGGCAGGAGCUUUGAAAACAACCUGAGGACGUACAAACUGCUGGCUCACCGCAAACCCGAGUCGGAGCUGCCAGUCAGCAACUUCAACGUGGCGGUGCUGAACGUGGGAGCCCCCGCAGCAGGCAUGAACGCCGCCGUGCGCUCAGCCGUCAGGGUGGGGAUUUCCGAGGGCCACAAGAUGUUUGCCGUCAGCGACGGAUUUGAAGGAUUUUACAAAGGGCAGAUUAAGGAGAUCAAGUGGGGCGACGUCGGAGGCUGGACCGGACAGGGUGGCUCCCUGUUGGGAACUAAAAGAACGCUUCCUGCGAAGCAUGUUGACAAAAUUGCUGAGCAGAUGCGAAAGCACAACAUAAACGCUCUGCUGGUAAUUGGCGGAUUUGAGGCCUUCCUGUCACUGCUGGAAUUGUCAGCGGCUCGUGGGAAAUAUGACGAGUUCUGUGUGCCCAUGGUCAUGGUCCCGGCCACGGUCUCCAACAAUGUGCCUGGCUCAGACCUCAGCAUUGGCGCUGACACGGCUCUGAACGCCAUCACUACU